UGUGUUCGUCAAACACCACAGUUCUGGUACAAAACUAAGGUGUAGCGGAAAGUGCGCAAUAUUCACAAUUCAAGUUUAAGAGGUGCUACAGCUUUUAAUUUUUUGCAAGUUUUGUGCCGAUGUCGCGACGGUCACGGGACAAACAGUCAUGGGAGGUUCGCGCUUCUACGUUGGCGAGGAAUACCCAUAAUCUGAUACGAGGCAUAGUGGAGAACUUGCAAGUGGAGCCGAAUCCAAAUAAAGAAUUAAUUGCUCUUUCCGUGGGUGACCCGACGACUUUUGGUAAUCUCAAUCCACCGGAACAAGUGCUACAAUCUGUUCGUGAGAGUAUACAAUGGCAUACAAGUCGAGGCUAUGCCCCCGUCACGGGUCACCUGGAAGCGAGGCAGGCUGUGGCAGAGUACAGUGCUCAUCAAGGGCCAAUAUCACCAGAAAAUGUUAUACUUUGCAGUGGCUGUUCCCACGCCUUAGAACUUGCCAUCACAGUACUAGCAGACUCCGGUCAAAAUGUGCUCGUCCCAAGGCCCGGAUUCAUGAUAUACAAAACAGUGGCUGAAGGACUAGGAAUAAGAAUAAAAUUUUAUGACUUGUUGCCUCAUAAACAAUGGGAAGUGGACUUGGAAGAUUUGGAAAGUCAAAUUGAUGAUGACACGGCGGCCAUAGUAGUUAUUAAUCCUUCGAAUCCAUGUGGUUCAGUUUAUAGAAAAGAACAUUUAUGUGAUAUAAUUAAUAUAGCUUCUAGAAAUCAUAUACCAAUAAUUGCGGAUGAAAUAUACGAACAUUUUGUAUUUUCUGGACAUGAAUUUGUUGCCAUGUCAGCUUUAUCCCAGGAUGUGCCAAUAUUGACAUGCGGUGGGUUAACCAAAAGAUUUUUAGUUCCUGGAUGGAGAAUGGGCUGGUUGAUAGUCCACGAUCGACAUAAUAUUUUAGGAAAAGAGAUUGUUAAAGGCUUGCAUAAUGUUGCAAGCAAAAUUUUAGGACCGUGCACAUUAAUACAAAGAGCGCUGCCAUCAAUAUUGAAAAAUACGCCACAAAGUUUUUUCGAUGAAGUAGUUUUGUUUAUUGAGAAUCAAGCAAAACUUGCCUAUGAGGAGCUGCGACGAGUACCAGGGCUGCGCCCUAUAAUGCCACAGGGUGCUAUGUAUAUGAUGAUAGAAAUCAAAAUGUCAAUGUUUCCAAAGUUUGAGAAUGAAUUGAAAUUCGUUGAACGUAUGGUUUCUGAACAAUCGGUUUUCUGUUUACCGGGAAAGUGCUUUUGUUACCCCAAUUAUAUGAGAAUCGUGCUAACAGUACCUGAAGAUAUAUUGCGAGAGGCUUGUCAGAGGAUAUCAUUGUUUUGUAAAGAAAACAUCACAUCCAGAGAAAAAAUGAGAGAAUUCGAAAGUAGUGAAAUGGCUGUACAAAAAGACACAAAAGUGAUAUGUGAAGAUAUACCAACCAUUGCAUGAAUCAUGAAAAUAAAUUAAUAUUAUCAUUAUAAAAUCAUGAUUAUACGAGUUUAUAUGAGUUACCUAUUAAAUUUUAUACAUUUAGGUACAUUUGAUUACGUAUACUUUUAUAAAAUAAGGAAUUAGAUAAGUAAAUCGUCGAUUGUUUCAAUAAUAAAUUGCAUAAUAUUGUUUAAAAAUGUAUUUUUUUUUAAUCCUGCCUGCGCCGUAGAUACUUAUACACUGUAAAGAUAUCAGUAAGCGUUGAUAGAGAAAAAUGAAAACGGAUCAGUUAGAAAAUCGAAACGAAUUCGUCAAGAAUUACCCGCGACAGUUUUCAGGGAAAGUCAUGUGGAAACUAAUGUUAUAGAGUAUAUUGCUAGUAAAGGAGCUGUCGAAACUCAUUACUAUCAAUCAUUUUUCCCACGCACAUGAGUAAUUAUGAAUGUAGGAUCUAUAAUCAUGGGCACCGGCACAUAUGGAACAAACUUGCUUACUUCUGCAGGAACUGCUUCCAUGACCAAAUUUGUAACAAGUGAAGCAUUGGAGUAGAGGUCUAAUGAAUUCACGCACAUCCAGCCAAAUAUGAUCAUACGUUACGUGAUCAGGUCGCUGCGUAGAGAGGAAAGUUACUAAAACUGUAGGAAGAGGAUGAAAACUUCCAUCUUCUUUCUUUUUUUUGAAACGUUUAACACCGAUGAUAUCUACAGUAGAUUUUAAGUUAUUUAAGAGAUCUUCCUCAGAUAUUUCAGUAGGAGCUCUUAUAACUCCCUGAGAUUCCAGCUGAUUAUUGGGUAUCCUAGCCUGAAGUUUAUGUUUCUCUAAUAAAUCUUUAUUUAAUAAAAA
Molecule: messenger RNA, 2273 nt
Organism: Galleria mellonella (greater wax moth)
Lineage: Eukaryota; Metazoa; Arthropoda; Insecta; Lepidoptera; Pyralidae
Product: tyrosine aminotransferase
Exons: 6
Coding region: 120-1448 (442 amino acids)
Biological process (GO): biosynthetic process; aromatic amino acid metabolic process
Molecular function (GO): pyridoxal phosphate binding; L-tyrosine:2-oxoglutarate transaminase activity
Source: RefSeq, a predicted model, not a curated record